ACACUGACCCUGAUAAUGUUUGCCCAAUUGCCCCUAGACAAGAAACUCCGUGUGAUUAGAAAGGAAAAUUAGGUCUACUUUUAAGUUUAUUGGUUCAAUUUCUCUAUCGGUUUUCUCAGAUCUGCCGAGAAAUCUCAAUUCGAGCCCAAAAACCCAUAAGAAGUCAUAUUCCCGACUUGAGGAGGAGAAGAUCAGGAAACGAAUUUGGUUUCGGUUAGAGAAAAUUUGCGGAGAAUUGUAAUCGGAAUCGAAUUUACGUCGGAAUAUCAGUCUUCAGAGAGAGACAGAGAGAGAGUUGGGUGUCGGUUCCAGUAUGGCGGAAGCGCACUACGUGAUUCCCGCCUCCGUCCUCCGCAACCUUGCCGACAAGCUCUAUGAGAAGCGCAAGAAUGCAGCUCUCGAGGUUGAGGGGAUUGUAAAGCAGUUGGCGUCGGCAGGGGAUCACGAGAAGAUUUCAGCAGUGAUUACUUUGUUGACGAAUGACUACACCUACUCGCCACAAGCUAAUCACCGCAAGGGAGGAUUGAUAGGACUAGCUGCUGCCACGGUUGGGUUAAGUUCUGAAGCAGCUCAACAUCUAGAGCAAAUUGUGCCGCCCGUGCUUAGUUCUUUUUCUGAUCAAGAUAGUAGAGUUCGUUAUUAUGCUUGUGAAGCUCUAUACAAUAUCGCAAAGGUUGUCAGGGGAGAUUUUAUCAUAUUCUUUAACCAGAUUUUUGAUGCCUUAUGUAAACUCUCAGCAGACUCAGAUGCCAAUGUACAAAGUGCUGCUCAUCUUUUAGAUCGGCUUGUAAAGGACAUUGUUACGGAAAGUGAUCAGUUCAGCAUUGAAGAAUUUAUACCUUUGUUGAGAGAGCGUAUGAAUGUUCUUAAUCCAUAUGUACGACAGUUUUUAGUUGGAUGGAUCACUGUACUGGACAGUGUUCCAGAUAUUGAUAUGCUGGGUUUUCUUCCGGAUUUCCUUGAUGGUUUGUUUAAUAUGUUGAGCGAUUCUAGCCAUGAAAUAAGGCAACAAGCUGAUUCUGCUCUUUCAGAGUUUCUCCAAGAAAUUAAAAACUCCCCAUCUGUAGAUUAUGGUCGCAUGGCUGAAAUUCUAGUGCAGAGGGCAGGUUCUCCUGAUGAAUUUACUCGGCUAACAGCUAUCACAUGGAUAAAUGAGUUUGUAAAACUUGGUGGGGACCAACUUGUUCCUUAUUAUGCUGAUAUUCUGGGAGCUAUUCUACCCUGCAUAUCUGAUAAAGAAGAGAAAAUCAGAGUUGUUGCUCGUGAAACUAAUGAAGAACUUCGUGCAAUCAACGCGGAUCCUGCAGAAGGAUUUGAUGUUGGAGCGAUUCUUGCUAUUGCAAGGAGGCAACUAUCUAGCGAAUGGGAGGCUACUCGAAGUGAGGCAUUGCACUGGAUAUCAACCCUUUUAGACAGACAUCGUUCUGAGGUCUUAUGUUUUCUGAAUGACAUAUUUGAUACCCUUCUGAAAGCUCUAUCAGAUCCUUCUGAUGAGGUAGUGCUCCUCGUCCUUGAGAUUCAUGCUUGCAUAGCUAAAGACACAAAACUUUUCCGGCAGCUUGUUGUCUUUUUAGUCCACAAUUUCCGGGUUGAUAAUUCUCUUCUAGAAAAGCGGGGUGCUUUGAUAAUCCGCCGUCUUUGUGUACUUUUAAAUGCUGAAAGGGUCUACCGUGAACUCUCUACCAUACUAGAAGGAGAAUCUGACCUGGAUUUUGCAUCGAUCAUGGUUCAGGCUUUGAAUUUGAUUUUACUUACAUCCUCUGAAUUGAAAGAGCUUCGAGACCUUUUAAAGCAGUCCCUGGAGAAUGCUGCUGGGAAAGAUUUGUUUGUGUCAUUAUAUGCUUCAUGGUGUCAUUCACCUAUGGCAAUUAUAAGCCUGUGCUUAUUAGCUCAAACUUAUCAGCAUGCAAGUGCUGUAAUUCAAUCGCUAGGGGAGGAAGACAUCAAUGUGAAGUUCUUGGUCCAACUGGAUAAAUUGAUUCGUUUGCUUGAAACACCCAUCUUCGCUUAUCUUAGAUUGCAGCUUCUUGAACCUGAUAGACAUAUAUGGUUGUUAAAAGCUUUGUAUGGCCUUCUGAUGUUACUUCCUCAACAAAGUUCUGCCUUUAGGGUGCUACAAAAUCGUUUAAACACUCUACCGUCCUUCAAUAGUGAGCAAUUUAGGCGAGCAUCUUCAGGGAUUGCCUACUCUCAAAUUCUACAUCACAGGUCAAGUGGAUCACAAAUUGAGGAUGGUGACAUUAACCAAGAUGGAAAUUUCAAUUCACAGAAUGGAAUUAACUUCACCUCGAGACUGCAUCAAUUUGAAGACAUGCAACGGCAGCACCGAAUGCAUGUGAAAACACAGAUGCAGUGCGGCAACAAUUCGACUUCAUCGUCAAAGGAGGCGCAAAGACAGGAAGAACCACGGAUACCGUCCACUGCAUCAGAACUGAGCAAUAAUUCUUCGAGAUCAUCAAGGAGAGGGCCAGGGCAGUUGCAACUUUAGGCCUAUUGUACACUGAUCUCAGCCAUGGAUGGGAUCAAUUAUAAUUUGUAAAAUUGUAAAUUUAUUAGUUUGUUUCGUUCGAAUUUAUGGAGGUUGGGUGGGUCAAAAUCAGGUUUUGAAGGCUCCUUGGCUAUUCUUUUUUCCCUGUUUAGAAGCGUAGACGGUGUAUUCCCAUGUGGUUAUGUUGUUUUUGUUCAAAAACCACAUGGGAUGAAGAGCAAAAUAUUUUAUCCGGUAGGAUUAUGCAGUUUUUGUUUAGAUAUCCUUUUAUGGGGAUUUUAUGUAAUAAGUAAUUAGCUUUAGUCAUGUUUCACAUUGUUUAUUGGAAAUAUCAUGCGCAUGUUAUUCUUACA
Molecule: messenger RNA, 2841 nt
Organism: Tripterygium wilfordii
Lineage: Eukaryota; Viridiplantae; Streptophyta; Magnoliopsida; Celastrales; Celastraceae
Product: protein VAC14 homolog
Exons: 20
Coding region: 314-2488 (724 amino acids)
Biological process (GO): phosphatidylinositol biosynthetic process; positive regulation of kinase activity
Cellular component (GO): PAS complex; endosome membrane
Source: RefSeq, a predicted model, not a curated record